CCUGACAACCCUAAAAGCUUGAAAAAAGACUGCUGACAAAAACAAUAAAAUAAUGGAUGCAACUUCAAUUGUGGGCGAUGUGGAUAAAACCCAGAUACCGCCGCUGAAUCAGAAGCGCAUCCUGGCCUUUGUCAAUCACUUUCUCGUCAGCACUUGCACCUUUCUGAAUGAGUUCGCCCUGGGCUGUGAGACAAAGUUUGUGGAGAUGGAGCGGCAAUUGCAAAAGACCGAGGCGGCUCUUAUCAUCCUGGAGGCUAAGCUGGCUUCCAUACCCACCGAGCACCAUGUGGCUGAAGAGGCACCCAGCACCCCAACGCCAUCCAAGGAAACCAACCCGCCUGAAGUUCCCAUUGUGGAUACUGAGCUUCCAGCCGAGGAGAAACAACCUGAAGAACUGCAAGCCCCAUCUGAAUUUAUAGGAGUGCGAGCUUGCGAGGAUCUGCGCUACAGGAAGUUUUUCAAAAUGGUUCAAGUUGGAGUCCCUCCGCCGGCCGUCAAGCAGAAAAUGCAAUCCGAAGGCCUGGAGCCUCGUCUGCUGGACACUCCCGAUUUAAUCCUGGCCGAUGGGCAGCGUGAGUGAGUGAGUCUUGAAGAAGCCAAGCCAACAAGCCCAACUUGUGAUAUAGCACUACUAGUUGCUACACUCUUCAAUUAAACAUUUUUGGUAAAGCUUUACGUCUACAA
Messenger RNA from Drosophila elegans, 684 nucleotides. RefSeq names its product WASH complex subunit 3 (gene CCDC53). Gene Ontology annotation, cellular component: WASH complex. The record is from RefSeq and is a predicted model, not a curated record. The coding region runs from base 53 to 580 and encodes 175 amino acids. NCBI's taxonomy places the organism in Eukaryota, Metazoa, Arthropoda, Insecta, Diptera, Drosophilidae. The transcript is spliced from 3 exons. Gene Ontology annotation, biological process: exocytosis; actin filament polymerization.